AUGAGCAACACCCCUUCUAAUACAUCACAGGCAUCUCGAGACAAUAUUUCACAUUCAACUACAUCACCAGAAACAUCAAGGGAUGAAAAAGAAAUGAAAGCAAAAAACAAUAUCAAAACAGAAUCUGCAGAAAGCUCAGCAGCAGCAACAUUAGGUUCAAUGGGUACAGCAAGAGACCAUCUUCAUUCACAAUUUCCACCAUCGACACCAGGUCCGAUCCCAACACAUUUGACCUCUUCCUUCGGAGGUACUGCUCGACAUGCUCAGCCUCAAGGUACACCACAGGUGACAGCACCAGCGUCAACCCUGUUUGGAUAUUGUCAACCUUUGCAACAGUUACAUCCAAUACAGCAGUACCAACAUCUCAACCAAGCCCCGUCACAGCCACAAGCAUCGUCACCAUCUCCAAUACCCCCAGUAGCACAUUCACCCACUGCUACAAACACAAGUCAUACGCCUGAUCAAAAUGGUGCAUCAAGACAACGAAUGAGGGUUGUGAAAGCCUGUGAUCGUUGUCGUAGCCACAAAAUCAAAUGUUCAGGAGAGUGUCCCUGCGCCACUUGUUUAAAACAGGCAAAAGAGUGUACUUUCAGUAACAAGGUAUUUCAGAAAAGAACGAAAGGCACAGAAUUACCAGAACAAAAGCGUGCCAAAUUUGCUGAACCAUUUGGGUUACCCGAAGUUAAAAAAGAUGACCAACAAGAGUACAUUAAUCAUUUGGAAAAUAGAGUACAUUAUCUUGAGAGUUUAUUAACAAACAGUACAACAGACACUUUUAAAACUCCGCUUUCAAAUGAACCUGAAAGUGAGUUUGUCACUGAGACAUUGUUUUGUACCAGUUCAAAAUGGAGAUUUUCCAGACGGCAUCAAAAUUUGCUUAUUGCUGAAUUGUGCAGAUCAAUGUAUUCUAAUUUAUCUGAGGAACUGAAACAAUUAGUCACACUUCCCAGAUACCAAUAUUUUGGCUGGAACAUGUCUGGUGUCAAAUAUGUUACAAGUGAAGAGUUGCCUCCAUUGCCUGAUCUUGGGGCGAAACUUGAUUCCAAGUUUUUAACUAAAUAUUAUUUUGAAGAAAUCAACCCUUUAUUUGCUAUUCUCCAUGAAACUGUGUUCAAAGAACAAAUUGGAGCAUACGAGAAGUUACUUAGAGACCAAAUAAUGUUGCAUAAAGACGAUCAUGAUUCGAAAGGUAAUCAAACAAGAUUAUUUAGUGCCAUGCUUUAUCUCGUUUAUGCCUUGGCAAUAAGGUUUAGUGAAAUUCUGAAACCAAAGAACCCCAGUAUUGAAAUGUUGCAACUUGAAGAGAAACUUUUUAAAUAUGGUUAUAAAGUCAUUUCCAUACUCAGUUUUGAAUGGGAAUCAUUUGAAUUGAUACAAGGGUGGUUGUUGAUUACUCUUUAUCUUAGAGUCACCCAUAGACAAACAUCCUGUUCUCAUGCAUUGGGGCAAGCUAUGGAUAUGGUAAAAUCUAUGGGUCUUGGAUUUGCCCAUGAUAAUGCUAAAUUUUAUUCAUCAACAGCUUAUGAACGCUUAAAAGCCAAAAGAAUAUUUUGGUGCGUAUUUACAUUUGAUCGUGUGUUUGGGUUGCAAACUGGUCGAUAUUGUGGCAUUCGAGAUGAAGAUUUUAAUAAUGAAUUCCCGGGCUUUGAUUUUAAACACGAAACUGAAAAAGACGAUUGGUUGACUUUACCAGCAUUGGGAUUAAUUCAUAUUGCUCGAGUUUCUAACUUUGUUCAUACAGCAUCUACAGAUAAUCCUCAUUUGAUUAAAUAUCAACAAGUAAAUGCAGAAUUGGUUAAAUUACACGAAUGGUUUAAUGCAAACGGGUUCCGAAAUGACUUGUUUUUCAAUAAAAAGAAUGAUUCUAGUUCUUUGGUUAAGGCACAAGUGAAGUUACAUUAUUAUGACUUGGUUCUUUGUAUUCAUAGCAAGAUUUUAUUUAACUAUAUUGGUAGAAGAAUCGCUAGUCAUGGAUUAAAAGUCGAGAUGGUGAUUGAUGCUUGUAAUGGGGUAAUUGAAGUUUUGGACAAAACCAACAAGGCAGGGUUGUUGUAUACUCCUUGGUAUUCUGUUUUACUUUUGUUGUUUAAUGUUGGGGUCAAUGCAAUUACAUUGAUUAAUGGUGGGGCUUUUGUUGAACAAGCUCGUGAAGUUUUGAAAAAUACCAUGAGAUUAUUAACCAUACUACGUAAGUCCCCUAUUAGAAAUGAGCAGAAUAAGUUGGUGUUCAGAGAGAGAUUUAAAAUGGUCAGAGAAUGUAUAUGGGCGUUGAAAAUGGCCAAUAGGAUUUUGACAUUGAGAUUACAGGAAGAUAUCAGUGUAUUGAAUAGCAUUGGGGUUGAUCAUGGAUCAUCUGAUGUUAACAAACAGACUUUCACUCAGUUGGGUAUUGCUUCAGAAUCGACCGAGGGAAGCUCAACACAACCCAAAACAAAUGAAUUCAAUCAAGUGUUUGAAAAACAUUUACAUAGGAACAGUGAUAUUCGUCAACUGAUCACCAAUGAUGUUGAUUCUCCAGUUAGUGUCAACUCCGAUUCAACAUCAAAUGUACAAUCCAUAGAGCCUGUUGACACCUACAGUUCAGCGGAAAUCGACAAUUUGCUUGGAAACAUUCAAUGGUUUGAUCAAUGGACGGAUUUCAAUAUUGACUUUUAG
This is a messenger RNA of Candida dubliniensis CD36, 2655 nucleotides long. It is a transcript of the gene CTA7, whose product is annotated as Cta7p. The transcript has a single exon. Gene Ontology annotation, molecular function: zinc ion binding; DNA-binding transcription factor activity, RNA polymerase II-specific; sequence-specific DNA binding. Gene Ontology annotation, biological process: positive regulation of transcription by RNA polymerase II; DNA-templated transcription. The record is from RefSeq and is a predicted model, not a curated record. Lineage: Eukaryota; Fungi; Ascomycota; Pichiomycetes; Serinales; Debaryomycetaceae. Bases 1 to 2655 code for a protein of 884 amino acids. Gene Ontology annotation, cellular component: nucleus.